AUGGCAAAGUGCUUUAAACAAGCAACUACAGAAGAGGAUUCAAUAAUCCUUUUUUCGACCUCCGACUCGAACGAGGAAUUGUCGGGUUGUUCCUCCUCGUCAUCCUCCUCCUCCUCGCGCCACCAUUCUCCACCUCCAUCUGCCACCCCCGGCCCCAGUUACAACCUUAGUGUGAAAAACCUCUCAUAUACCCUCCACCAAAAUAAUGGGAUAGGCCCAUUUAAUAAACCCAAGCCCAAAAUUGAUAUCCUUAAAUCAGUCUCUUUUACAGCCCAAAGUUCCCAAAUUUUAGCUAUUGUAGGCCCAAGUGGGACCGGAAAAUCAACCCUCCUUAGACUCAUUUCAGGGAGAGUAAAAGAAAAGGAUUAUAACCCAAAUACAAUCUCACUCAAUAACCACCCAAUAACAAGCCCAAAUCAAUUGAGACACUUAUUUGGGUAUGUAGCCCAAGAUGAUUAUUUACUUCCUUUACUUACCGUUAAAGAAACUUUAAUGUAUCGCGCCAAAUUUUGCCUAAGGAAGUUAAGUUUAGAGGAACAAAAAAACAGGGUUGAAAACUUGUUACAAGAACUUGGGCUUGUUCAAGUAGAAAAUACCUUUGUGGGUGAUGAAGAACAUAGAGGAAUUUCAGGUGGAGAACGAAAAAGAGUUUCGAUUGGUGUCGAAUUGAUCCAUAACCCACAAAUUUUGCUCUUAGAUGAGCCUACUUCUGGUUUAGAUAGUUCCUCUGCCCUACAAGUUAUAGAAAUACUUUCAUCUAUGAUCAUGAAAUCUAAUGAUAAGAUCAUAAUUUUUUCAAUUCAUCAACCAAGUUAUAGAAUGUUUAGGCACAUUAACAACUUUUUAAUCCUUUCUAAUGGUUUAGUUGUUCAUAAUGGAAGCCUUAAAUCACUAGAGGAAAGGAUAUCUCAAUUGGGUUAUCAAAUUCCCUUGAAUUUGAAUGUUCUAGAGUUUUCUAUGGAGAUUAUUUCCAAGCUACAAGAUCAAAAAUCAUCAAUUUUAGAACUCCAAUCCAAUACUCCAAUCAAAUCACCAUCAUCAGCGUCAUCAUACUCGGAUAAGAAUUUCAACUUCUACCCAUCAACAAGUGAAGGCAUAAAAGAGGAUUUUUACAAUUGGGUAGUUGAAAUAAUGAUCCUUUGUUCAAGAUUUUGGAAAACAAUUUAUAGAACAAAACAAUUAUUUCUAGCAAGAACAAUGCAAGCUCUUGUAGGAGGCUUAGGUUUAGGAAGUGUGUAUGUCAAGUUAGGGCAAGACGAGUUGGGUGUAGGAGAAAGAUUAGGCCUAUUUGCCUUUAGUUUAAGCUUUCUUUUAUCUUCAACUGUUGAAGCAUUGCCAAUUUACCUCCAAGAAAGAAAGGUUAUAAUGAAAGAAUCAUCAAGAAAAGCUUACAAAAUAUCAUCUUAUAUGAUAGCAAACACCCUAGUUUUCCUCCCUUUCUUACUAAUAAUAGCCUUACUUUUCUCUAUUCCUAUAUAUUGGAUUGUUGGCUUAAACCCAUCAAUCCAAGCCUUCUCCAUUUUCGUCUUUAUUGUUUGGCUAAUAAUUUCAAUGGCUAGCUCAUUAGUCAUGUUCUUGAGCUCGAUUUCAUCCGAUUUCAUAGCCGGAAACUCACUAAUUUGCACCGUUCUUGGAGCAUUCUUCUUGUUUUCCGGCUACUUUAUACCAAAAGAGAGUAUACCAAAGUAUUGGAUUUUUAUGUACUAUUUGUCUUUGUAUAGGUACCCUUUGGAUUCAUUGCUUGUUAAUGAGUAUUGGGGUAUGAGAAAUGAUUGUUUUUCUUGGUUGAAUAAUGAUCAUACUAGUACUUGUUUGAUGAAUGGGAAUGAUGUAUUGAAAAAUAGAGGGCUUCAUAAGGAUAUUAGGUGGGAAAAUGUUGGGAUUAUGAUAGGGUUUUUCUUCUUCUAUAGAGUUAUUUGUUGGGUUGUUUUGGCCCGUAGAGUUGCAACUACAACUUUAUGA
Molecule: messenger RNA, 1962 nt
Organism: Amaranthus tricolor (Joseph's coat)
Lineage: Eukaryota; Viridiplantae; Streptophyta; Magnoliopsida; Caryophyllales; Amaranthaceae
Product: ABC transporter G family member 23
Exons: 2
Coding region: 1-1962 (653 amino acids)
Cellular component (GO): membrane
Molecular function (GO): ATP hydrolysis activity; ABC-type transporter activity; ATP binding
Source: RefSeq, a predicted model, not a curated record